Molecule: messenger RNA, 3648 nt
Organism: Biomphalaria glabrata
Lineage: Eukaryota; Metazoa; Mollusca; Gastropoda; Planorbidae
Product: T-cell immunomodulatory protein-like
Exons: 18
Coding region: 386-2233 (615 amino acids)
Cellular component (GO): plasma membrane
Source: RefSeq, a predicted model, not a curated record
UAAUACAGUACGGAUAUUCAUUAAGAAAGUAGACAUCUACUCAUCUAUCAUCUAGACAAUCUAGAUUUGGUCUAUCUUAGAUUUUAUAGACUCUAGAUCUACAUAGAUCGAUUUCAAAUCUAGAUCUUAUUAAAUAGACUCUAUACUUAUACUGCACCUGAAUUAAUCGAAUUUACUUAAACGGCCUUGGACUUGGUUGGGCCUGGGGCAAAAAGACUAACACUAAAGUAUAGAUCUGGGCUAUUCAGAUGAUUCAAUUCUACUUCAGUACUUAGACUUCUAUCUAGGCAAUCUAGGUAGAUUUACACUUCUAGUCUACAGUCUACAGAUAGAUCUACAGAGUACAGACUAAACUUAAAACUAAUUGUCAAAAAAUAAAAUAAUAAUGAAGGAAAGGCAAAGUAGAUAUUUAGUACAGCUUUUACUCUGUUUACUAAUGAACGUCUUAAGUGUUUUCACCUCUCUCUCCGAUGUUACAUACGAUGUAUUUGAUAAACAACCAAUUGGAUUAAUAGCUGCAUUUGGUGACUUGGAUGCUGACAAAGCAACAGAUAUUUUUGUUAUUUCUAACAAUGGAAAAUCAGUAUAUGUAUUAAAAGCUGAUAUUGAUAUAAGGCGUGAUGGUACAAAAUUCAUUCAGAAGACAUUCAUACCAGAAAGUAAAAAUGAUGAUUCUCUGAUUGUCAACAUUGUACCGGGUGACUUUAACAUGGAUUCACAGUUGGAUCUUUUAGUCAUGCGAAAAUCAGGAACAACGGAGAACUCUGUCAAAGUUGAAAUUUAUAAUGGAAAUAGUCAUGAUGGUGUACCUUUUUUAAAGAUAAAGGAGGAUUUUAAAGAUCAACCCAUUGUUGUUGAUUCUAAUGGUGACAUGGUCCCAGAUCUUUUUGGUGAAACUAUUGACAAUAAAAGAGCUUUCUGGAUAUUUAAAACAAACGGUUCCUAUGAAGUUGAAUAUUUCCAGGAUAGUAAUGGAGGAAACAAAUCUUUCUCUCCUUUGAGGAUUCCUCAGUCAAGUGCCUUCUUAGACUUAGAUGGUGAUCUUAAUGCAGAUCUCUGUGUUGUUUCUAUGAAUCAACAAGUUGUUUCCUUUGAGCUUUGGUUUAACAGGAAAGGAAAUUUAACAUUGUCACACAACAUCUCUGCACCUCCAGAGUUGAAAGUUGUUGGUCAAGCUUCGUUUGUUGACUUGAAUGCAAACCAUGAAAUCAACAUAAUACUUCCUGGCUGUCUGGAUGAAGCCUGUACAAAAAGCGCAAUUUUUGUGUUGCCUUUCAAUGCUUCAUCAGAGCAAACCACUGAAUCCACUUGGCUUAAUCUUGAUGUGGAAUUCACAACCUCAAAUAAUAACAAGGUGACUUCUUUUCCUGUCAGUGUCAACCCAAUCUCAGGAAUAACUCUACCCAUCAUGCUUAGAUUUGGUGAUUUUAAUCUAGACGGAUAUCCUGAUGCUGUGGCCAUUUUGUCAGACUCUAAGAGUCCGAGCAAUAAAUCUGCAUAUAUUCUAUACAAUGAGCCUUGCAAAACUUGCCAUGGAUUUUCCAGGACUCUUGCAAUUGACUUUGGACAUCCCUUAGAACAAAAUUCACCUACAUUAGUCGCAUUCUUUGAUUUGAUGGAAAAUGGUGUGUUGGAUAUUCUUCUGUCAGAAGUGAAGAGUGAUGGAACAUCUGUUAUAAGAGCUAUAGAGCAAGAUUUUACUGGAGACGCCAGUUUUCUGAAAGUAUUGGUUGUCAGUGGUCUUUGUAAAGAUAACUGCCCCAAUGGUCACAAUCCAUAUGGUGUAAACCAAGUAGGACCUACUGCCAAAUUUAUAAGCACUACACCAACUGGCAGUGACCAGAUUUGUAUAGCUUCUCAACUAACUCAGUCGGCAUAUUUUGCCUUGCAACUUCCAUUCAUGUUAUUUGGUCUUGGCCAAACACCAAACUUUGUUGAUGAGCUGAACAUUGGCAUUCCAUCGUCUGGCAUUGCACCUAAAAGUCAUUCUUGGUCAACAAUAAUUCCAAAUUCUCAGGUUAUUGUUAUUCCUUAUCCCAUUGAUAAUCCUGAAAGCUGGAGACAUGAGCUGUAUGUUACACCAAGUCGACUUGUUCUCUUGACUGGAGCAUCUUUACUGGGUACCUGUGCAUUUAUAGCAGUUAUUGUUGGUUUACUACACUGGCGAGAGAGGAUUGAAGACAAAAGAGAAAAGCUACAAGAAUCUCAAAGGUUUCAUUUUGAUGCCAUGUGAACUGUUUGUUACAUAUUUGCUGUUUUUAUUGUGAAAAAAUGUGAUAACCUGAAUUCCUAAAUGUUCCUAAAUAUAUAUAUAUAUAUAUAAUAUAAAAUUGUUUUCUUUUUUAAAUUUUAUUUUAAAACUUUGUUUGUAUUGUAAACUAACAUGAUGUCAAGUGACAUUGCAGCUGGACCUAUUUGCAUUACAUGAAACACUUUUUUACUUCCAUGUUUAAUCAAGUUUAAUUAUGUUCAUUCCUAAAUUUAUUUAUGACUAAAUUUUUGCAACACCUUCAGCUAAAAAUAGUACUAUUAAUAGACAUUGAUUAUACAAUUAUUUUUUGAGGUACCUUCUUUUCAAGAAACUGGGUUAUGGAAGCUUUUGUUUUUUUGUUUUUUUUUCAAAAUAAUUGAAUAAUUAUAUGAACAUUCUAAGGAUUUUGUAACAUUCAAUAUGGAUAGCUAUUGUGAAACUUGCUGCUUUUAUAUUAAAAUUUAAAAGUAAUCGAUUUACAUUGUAUAUGAACUACCUUAUUCCAUUAUUGAGUAGUUGCAUGUAUAUUUGUAAUUGCAAAAUUAAAAUAUGCAUUUCAAUAAUGUUUUUUGCAUAAUUAUAUUUGAAUGUGCCUGUUUGAUGAUCUUUGCUAUAUCAGUCCCAGAAGUUUAGCAUCAAUAACUGUGUUUUAAACUCUGUAUAUUAAAUAAGAAAUAAAACUUUUCUAAAUAGAUCAAUGUUAGGUUAAUAUUAAUAUUUUAUUUAUAUGUUUAGAAUAUACAUUACUAAUAUUCAAACUGCCUUUAAAAAAAAGUGAUUCCACUGCGUAAUGCCUCCAUUGGAUUCAUGUUAUUUAAAUCUGCUUUGUGAAAUGUAUUUACUUAACAGCAUUACAGAAUGGAAUGGAAAUAUUUGUGUUCUUUCUUUAUAACUGUUUGCCCUCCGUGUUACAGUCACCAAUAAUACAGUAAAGCAGGGGUUAGCAAAUUACAGCCCGCAGGCCAGCGGACACUCACAGAAAUCAGGUGUGCCCACAGAAUAUACAUAUAAAAGAUGCAAAUAUAUAUCAUCAUCAUAUAUAUAUAUAUGCGCCCCCCCCCUCCCCGGCCCCCAUUAAAAAAAUUAAUGCAGCCUUCGAUUGCAAAAGGUUGCCCCCCUGCAGUAAAGCAUUGAUAAAUGCUAACGAAAUUGUAACAAAAUUUGCUUUUUAAUAAUGAAAUUUUUUUUGUUUUGCUUCUUUUGAGGAAAUCAUUACUAUAAAUGUUCUGCAAUAAUAAAAAUAGGCUAUACAUACAUGUCCAUUAUUUAUUUUCUUGUAAUGUAAAAAAGAAACAAUUACUUAUAAAUAAUACUUUUUCUUUUCUUAUUUGACUUAAUUAUACUUUUUUUUUUUGUAGUCGUAUUUUGGUGCAAUAAAUAACUAAAUCAACAAAUCA